AGACUCAAAAAAAUGUCGAAAGCCAACGUCGGAAUCAACGGUUUCGGAAGAAUCGGACGUCUCGUGCUCCGCGCGGCUGUCGAAAAGGACACGGUUCAAGUGGUCGCCGUCAACGAUCCGUUUAUCACAAUCGACUACAUGGUCUACCUUUUCAAGUAUGACUCGACCCACGGUCAAUUCAAAGGAACUGUUACCUACGAUGGAGACUUUCUGAUUGUCCAGAAAGAUGGCAAAUCAUCGCACAAGAUCAAGGUCUUCAACAGCAAGGAUCCAGCUGCCAUCGCAUGGGGAUCAGUCAAAGCCGAUUUCGUUGUCGAGUCUACUGGAGUUUUCACGACAAAGGAAAAGGCCUCUGCCCAUCUUCAAGGAGGAGCCAAGAAGGUCAUCAUCUCUGCUCCAUCUGCUGAUGCUCCAAUGUACGUGGUUGGAGUAAACCAUGAGAAGUACGACGCUUCGAAUGAUCACGUUAUUUCUAACGCAUCGUGCACCACCAACUGUCUGGCACCACUGGCGAAGGUUAUCAAUGAUAACUUCGGUAUCAUCGAAGGACUCAUGACGACAGUGCACGCUGUAACCGCAACCCAGAAGACAGUCGAUGGACCAUCCGGAAAGCUGUGGAGAGAUGGACGCGGUGCUGGACAAAACAUCAUUCCAGCUUCCACUGGAGCCGCCAAGGCUGUGGGAAAAGUCAUUCCGGAGCUGAACGGAAAGCUCACUGGAAUGGCUUUCCGUGUCCCUACACCAGAUGUUUCCGUCGUUGAUCUGACCGUUCGCCUCGAGAAACCAGCUUCGAUGGAUGACAUCAAGAAGGUAGUCAAGGCCGCUGCCGAUGGACCAAUGAAGGGAAUCCUCGCCUACACCGAAGAUCAAGUUGUGUCGACUGACUUCGUGUCCGACCCUCACUCGUCCAUUUUCGAUACUGGAGCAUGCAUUUCGCUCAACCCGAACUUCGUCAAGCUCGUCUCUUGGUACGACAAUGAAUAUGGAUACUCGAACCGUGUUGUCGACCUCAUCGGAUACAUCGCCACCCGUGGAUAAUUCUAUCAGGAUCUUUUAUGUAUAAUCCAUGUAUUUCAUAGCUAUUUUUUUUAUUACAGUCAUCAUUGAAUAAACCUAUUUUUCUGGUGAAAU
Molecule: messenger RNA, 1131 nt
Organism: Caenorhabditis elegans
Lineage: Eukaryota; Metazoa; Nematoda; Chromadorea; Rhabditida; Rhabditidae
Gene: gpd-4
Product: Glyceraldehyde-3-phosphate dehydrogenase 4
Exons: 3
Coding region: 13-1038 (341 amino acids)
Biological process (GO): glyceraldehyde-3-phosphate metabolic process; glycolytic process; glucose metabolic process
Cellular component (GO): cytoplasm
Molecular function (GO): NADP binding; NAD binding; oxidoreductase activity, acting on the aldehyde or oxo group of donors, NAD or NADP as acceptor
Source: RefSeq, marked reviewed